UGCUCCAUCAUUGGUGUCAGUGGGAGGAAUAGCAGCCCAUCAUUGGUAUCAGUGGGAGGAAUAGCACCCCAUCAUUGGUAUCAGUGGGAGGAAUUGCACCCCAUCAUUGGUGUCAGUGGGAGGAAUAGCGCCCCAUCAUUGGUGUCAGUGGCAGGAAUAGCGCCCCAUCAUUGGUAUCAGUGGUCAGGAAUUGCGCCCAUCAUUGGUGUCAGUGGGAGGAAUAGCGCCCCAUCAUUGGUAUCAGUGGCAGGAAUUGCGCCCCCAUCAUUGGUGUCAGUGGGAGGAAUUGCGCCCCAUCAUUGGUGUCAGUGGGAG
Staurois parvus is the source of this 315-nucleotide messenger RNA. The record is from the annotation of a GenBank genome assembly. Lineage: Eukaryota; Metazoa; Chordata; Amphibia; Anura; Ranidae.